Messenger RNA from Fusarium oxysporum Fo47, 1058 nucleotides. RefSeq names its product MARVEL domain-containing protein. Gene Ontology annotation, cellular component: membrane. Bases 75 to 722 code for a protein of 215 amino acids. The transcript has 5 exons. NCBI's taxonomy places the organism in Eukaryota, Fungi, Ascomycota, Sordariomycetes, Hypocreales, Nectriaceae. The record is from RefSeq and is a predicted model, not a curated record.
CUUGAUAUCAACCAAGUCACAAGUCGCUUCGCCACUCACCACCGACUGCCGGGGAGCUUUAAAUUUCAUCUAACAUGGCACGCAAAGGUAUUGCACACAAGACCGUCUCGGUAAUCCUGCGAUUACUGGAACUCUCCAGCGCCGCCAUCGUCCUUGGUAUCCUCUCUCGGUUCGCUCAAUUGAUUAGUAUCGCCGGGGUCCAUUUAAAUGGACGAAUUAUUUAUGCCAUGGUUGUCGCUGGCAUAAGUAUUAUUUAUUCUAUUUUCCUCUGCCCACCACUUGAUUCUCUUUUUCUGAGCUUCCCGCUCGACUUCGUUCUCUUUGUUAUGUGGCUGGCGGCGGCUUGCUUGCUUCAAACUGAAACAAAAACCCACUCCUGCUCAGCAAACUGGUAUUAUAACUAUUGGGGCUACUACUGGGGCCGCUAUUGGACCGUAGGGCCGCCUGGCGGAGUUACUAUCGACGGAGCUGGAUGUGCGCAGUGGCGGACCGUUCUCGCCUUUUCGUUUAUCGCUUGGUUUCUCCACUUUGCCAGUGGUGUUUUAGGCAUGUAUGUCUUCCAUAACUAUAUCCGAUUUAAGGAUACGGUACAAUCUGCCAAGCAGCAGAUGAGAAAAAUGUCGCACAGCAGUUAUCCUCAGAAUGGCCACAAUAGGGAUUCUACCGCCAUGGAAGCCGGCCAAGAAAGGGUCAAUCCCACAGAGCCUCGAUCAGAGGUGUAGGCGAAGGAUACCGGCCAUCCCAAUCUCCCUAUCGAUAUCUAGUUUGUCAAACCGCCUCCAGUAUACCCCGUUUGGUUCGGCCCGUGAUAAAUACUACGAGAAUGUUUUGGGGCUAUAGCAUUUGUUUCGUGAAGCUCCUUUUGUCUCCAGACCUGCUCCAAAAAGUACUACGAGCUGCCAUAAGAUCAGCUCUUUAUCGUUCUAUCACAAAAUCAAUAACUACAUGGAAAUAAUAAGGCUAAAUAGGCCCGCCUGUAUAGUAUGGUACUCACCCUUGUUUCGAGAUUCUAGGAAAUAGUAUUGCUUUGAGGACAGGCAGUUGAAUAUAGCUCUAAG